Populus nigra (black poplar) is the source of this 1599-nucleotide messenger RNA. RefSeq names its product probable methyltransferase At1g29790. The coding region runs from base 120 to 1250 and encodes 376 amino acids. The record is from RefSeq and is a predicted model, not a curated record. Gene Ontology annotation, molecular function: methyltransferase activity. The transcript is spliced from 2 exons. NCBI's taxonomy places the organism in Eukaryota, Viridiplantae, Streptophyta, Magnoliopsida, Malpighiales, Salicaceae.
ACAAAACAACUUAUGACUCGCUCCACUGGUCAACUAACACUACACUGAGCUUCACUUAGCAAGACAUAUACAGUCAUAGGAGCUAGCAGCAGUUGCAGUUAGCAAGAAAGCAAGAAAUCAUGGGUUUCUCCAUGGGCUUGAACUUAGUGCUUCUCCUAGCCAUGGUGGCCACCAACAUCCUCUCCCUCUACCAUCUUUCCUCCACUCUUCAAUCUCCCAAGCCCCCAACUCAACAACCAGUCCCUGACCACCUCCUCCACCAACUCAACACCAUACGCGCCACCAUCAGCCAUCUCACGCGCCACCAACCACCUUCCGUUACCCCAUCUCCCACCUCUACCAAACCCUCCAUCCCUCAAGAUCUCCUCCUUUAUUCACACCUCUCACCUAUAGCUUCUUCUUGCCAUAACCACCCUGAUCUUCUACACAAGUACAUGGCCUACACUCCUUAUUCUCUUUGCCCUCUUGACUCUGAUCUUCUUGCUGAGUCUUUAAUCCUCCAUGGCUGCCACCCUCUACCUCGCCGUCGAUGCUUCUCCAAAACCCCACCAAAACCUCCAUCUUCUCUUCCUCGUAACCCUUUCCCUUCCUCGUUUCUUGACUCAAAUGUAAUCUGGAACAAGUAUCCUUCUUGCAAGUCAUUUUCUUGCCUGGCCAAGAAAAGCCCAGGUCUUGGCUUUGAUCUAAACACUGAGAUCUCCAAGUUUAUGACUUACAAGACUGAGUUGGAUCUCCCAGUCCCACAGUUGCUACAAGUAGCAAAAACAGCCAAUUCUGCUAUUAGACUUGGUAUUGAUAUUGGUGGUGCUACUGGUACUUUUGCAGCUAGAAUGAAGCAGUACAAUGUGACUGUUGUCACUACAACAAUGAAUUUCAAUGUGCCCAAUAAUGAAGUGGUGGCAAUGAGAGGCUUAGUGCCACUUCAUGUGCCAUUGCAGCAGAGGUUGCCGGUUUUUGAUGGGGUGGUGGAUCUGGUCAGAUGUGCGCAUGCAGUGAAUAGGUGGAUACCUUUGACAAUGAUGGAGUUUUUGUUUUAUGAUGUUGAUAGAGUGUUGAGGGGCGGUGGGUAUUUGUGGUUUGAUCACUUCUUUUGUAAACGAAUGGAUCUUGAUAAGGUUUUUGGACCUUUGAUUGGGAAAUUGGGUUACAAGAAGGUGAAGUGGGCAGUUGGGAAUAAAACUGAUGCUAGUGGCUUGAAGAAUGAGGAGGUUUACUUGACUGCACUUUUGCAAAAGCCUGUGUCAAAAUGAGGAUCAGAUAUAUCUCUUGAGAGGCUUGCGCUUGGGGAUGAGUUCAUUAGAAUUAUGAUGCAUGACAAAUGGACAAGCAGGAAGGAAAAGCAUAUCAGGAGUGUUAUGAGUUCAUUAGAAUUGUGUGCAUAAACAAAGGAAACCGUGUUUCAUGCUCUUCAAGUCUGGUGUAAAUGCAGGUCCAGAUAUUGAAUCUAAUUUAAGGCUGCUUGCAGAACAUAAAUUGCUUCAUUCAAUCAUUUCUGUACAAACACAUCACAACUGUUUAUACUUUGUAUAUCUAAGUUUUUUGACAACAGUAUUAUUUCAUUAGCCAGUCAUUGAUUCAAAUUGAUUGGAAUUUUUUUAA